CAAACGGCGGGGAGGAGGUGAGUAGCGGGUCCGAUGGAUUCCGAAAGACCACCGGGGACUGAGCGCAAGAACCCGUAGCAUGUCGACCAUACGUUGCUCCAAGACCUAGAGCCCGUUGAAGCGGAGCAUAUGCGAGUGGUCUUCCAUAUACCGAUUAAAGGGAUUCACUUCAAUCUGGCCGGUAGCGCAUUCGGCGGAGCAUUGGCGAGUGUGAUGGACAUCGCGACUGGCCACGCGAUUGCAACAGUCUCGAGGCCCGGUUUCUGGCCGGCUCCACACGGCAUAUCCCGUGUCAUUAACAUAUCCUUCCUGAAACCCGUCACCCGCACUGGCGAGGUUCGCAUCGAAGCUAAGGUCAUGCAAUUCGGCAAGUCGGCGGCGAUGGUGCGGGGCGAGUUGACGAGCUUGGAUGGGAAGGAGAUCUAUUGCACGGUGGAACAUCAUAAACUGAGCUUCCCGCCGCCGGGGGAGGUUCGGCUACCGUGGGAUGACGAGUUGGAUCAGAUCAUUGCAGAUAAGAGCAGGAUGCUAGUGAAGUUAUGAUGAGCGGGAGGACCACAGCAUCUUAAUUGUUGAUAGAUUGUGGACUAGAUUAGCCGCAUCCCGGAUGCGGUAUAGAUGUGAUAAUCUCUUGAAGCUUUACAACGCUUGAAAUCUUUGCGGUCGUAUGUCCUUUGCCGAGGCAUGGUGCGUAUCCUCGCCAUC
Molecule: messenger RNA, 705 nt
Organism: Eremomyces bilateralis CBS 781.70
Lineage: Eukaryota; Fungi; Ascomycota; Dothideomycetes; Eremomycetales; Eremomycetaceae
Exons: 4
Coding region: 130-543 (137 amino acids)
Molecular function (GO): fatty acyl-CoA hydrolase activity
Source: RefSeq, a predicted model, not a curated record